AAACAAAAAGUUACAAAAAAAAUAAAAUAAAAUUCUAGAGAGAGAAAGAAAGAGAGAAGUUGAUCACCGCUCUAUGACUGCUGACGGCCCAAACCCUAAUUCAGUAUCUGUGAUCAUCAUUGAAAAUCUAAAUCUUUAUAGUUUUCUCUUUUAUCAGUAGUUUUAUACGUAUUGGUGUUGAUUAAAUAGUAUCUAUAAAUAUAUAUUUUUUAAAUUUAUAUUUGAUUUCACAGAGUGAUUGUUUUUGAGAUAGUGUGUAAUUUUUUUUCUUUGCGGUGCACUAAUUUGGAAUGGUCAUGAUGGCCGAUUCUCUAAACAAUGACCACUCGCCACGUUCACCUGUAACGGAUGCUGCCAUCGCUGCCGCCUCUACCGCAGGUGGCGGCGUUAACAGUCCCCAGUCACGGCGGAGGGGACUGGUCUCGCCUUGGGCCUCAGUCGUUCGUGGAGAUUCCGACUCUGUCUCUUCACCCACCGCCGCGGCGUCUCGCUCCUCAACAUCUCCGCCGCCGAUUGCUGUGGCUGCGCCGGAGCAGCUUUCUGCUUCUGAAAAAUCUCCGAUGGAGAGUUCGGGCCUGGAUGCCCAGCCUGAGAGCUCCGAUGUUAACAGUGAUGGCAAUGCAGGCCGUCCGAGGAGGCAUGCUUGGAAUACACCUGUAAACGGCGUCGUUGAGCCUGUUUCUGUUAUGGGUGAUGCUGUUUCUUGGCCCGCUCUCUCUGAAACAACCCGGGCCGUCCCUAGAUCAUCAUCGGAACCCUCCAGACCUGUUCCCGAUGGAUCAUCCUCUUCUUCUCAGGGGCCUAUAAUAUCUCAACCACCUCAGAGACAAGCUAAUACCAAUGCUCAUGUUAAUUCUACUGCAAACAAUAUCCCUACUAGACAAAGGUUGAGGCAUCGAGGUGGAGGUGCGGGUGGAGGCAGCUCUGCAGGAAGUGGGCCUUCUUCUACUGCCUUUAGUCGGCAGCCUCCCCCUCCACCACCUCCAUUUCCUGUGUUUGACAUGCAGCCUUAUGCUAAUAUGGUACCACCUAUGCUGGACACUCCUGUGAGAGGAACGAGACCAGGAGGAGGAGUUGGGGGUUCCCAGCCACACACCAGCAAUGAUCAUUCUUCUCCAAGGAAUAAUUCAAGAAGGGGUAACUAUGGGACUCGCCCUCGUGGAGAUGGGCCGUAUCAUAAUAAUCAUGGAGGCAGGAGGGAUCAAGAUCGCAGAGAUGUUCAUCUUUCCCAUCAAUAUGUUCCUCCCAUGGGAUAUAUGCCAUCCCCAUUAGCCCCUGGCCCCACACCGUUCAUGGCGCCACCCGUAAGAGUUUUUCCUGGCCAAAUGGGGUUUGAUAUGUCGGCUCCCUUUAUCUAUGUUCCCACAUUGCCCCCAGAGUCUUUCAGGCCUAUGCCAAUAGUGCCUCCGCCACCACCAAUGCUUUUUGCUACUAAUGAUCAUUUGCCCAGUUUGGUUGUGAAACAAAUAGAUUAUUACUUCAGUGAUGAAAAUUUGGUGAAAGAUAAUUUUUUGAGGUCCAACAUGGAUGAUCAAGGAUGGGUGCCUAUCACUUUGAUAGCCAGCUUCCCUCGAGUUCAGCAAUUGACAUACGAUGUCUCAUUGAUUUUGGAUUCUUUGAGAAAUUCGACCAUUGUCGAAGUACAGGGUGACAAGUUGAGGAAGCGUAACGAGUGGAAGAAAUGGCUACGCAAUGCUGGUUGGUCUAACACUGAUUCUGGCCCACAGACCCCUGGUUCUUCAUCUGAAAAUGUUCUAGCAACCUCCUUCCAGAACGUCUCACUGGACGAUGCUACAAUUGAUGCAAAUGGCACUAUGGAUGGUCAGACUGAGAUGUCUCCCUUCAGGUAUACAUCUGAUGAAACGACUGCAUCAUCAAUGUUGGGCAAUGGAGAAGAUACUUCGGAAGAUGCUCGUUCAAUGAAUAUGUGAAAAGUUAAUCUGCGAAGAAAGUUUUGCACAUUCAAUCAAGGAGGCAGCUGGAGGGGGAGAGAAAAUAAACAUUUGUAACUUAUCAGACUCAGAAAGACGGGAAAGGAAGUUGAGAUGAAAACGGAGCUGACAUUAUAUCGGCACAUAAAUGGCUACUUGAAUUUUUUUAAUUAUGAUGUGGAUGAACGGUGGUUUUCUGUACAAUGAUUCGGUAUUUAAUUCUGGAGAAACCUUUUGAGGUGAAAUCUCAUCGUUAGACAUGGCUUUUAUGACAGAAAAACCAUUCUGAAAGAUAGAGCAUAAGUGCUUGGCCAGCAUCAUAAGAGUGCGAGCUCUGCUUUUAUUUUGUGUUGAUACUUUCCAAGGUCUCUUGAUUAUCAUUAUAAUAUGCUCUCCCAUUUUUGAAUAUUUUGACAUUUA
Molecule: messenger RNA, 2351 nt
Organism: Olea europaea var. sylvestris
Lineage: Eukaryota; Viridiplantae; Streptophyta; Magnoliopsida; Lamiales; Oleaceae
Product: la-related protein 1B-like
Exons: 8
Coding region: 291-1931 (546 amino acids)
Molecular function (GO): RNA binding
Source: RefSeq, a predicted model, not a curated record